AUGUCUUCCAAUAUUAGUUUGUUAGUAAGCUUUUCUAUAUGCAUUUUUUUGAUUUCGGCUUUCUGUGAUGAAGAAAUAAACGACUAUGGAUGGAAAACGAAUCUCGUUGAUGUCGUUCCGCAACAAAAAGAAAUAUGCAAUAUUGAAAUUCACGACGCAAAAGAUUUAUCUACACGGGAGUUUUUGAGAAGGUUUUCUAAUUUUUUUUUUCAUUCUGUCUGAACAAUGCAUUCAGGUACGCUUUCUCCGAACCUGUGAUUAUUAAAAAUAUUGAGAACGAUGAGUUUCGGAGGUUGACAUCGCGUGAUGAAAUGAUCAAAAACUGGUCCAAUGAGAAAGUUACUCUUAAUUCGGCUAAUACCUACAGUUACACAAGAGUAUGAUGAAACUUUUUCGAAAUAUUAAUUUAUUAUGUUUAGGUAGAAACUUCGUUUGGAGAUUAUAUUGAGAACCGGCUCAAGCCUCAAAAACUUGGAUAUCUUAGGAAACGAAACUUUAUAUUUAUUUGGCGAUAUCGACCAACGGUGAUUACUUUUUAAUUAAAAGAAAAAUUGGUAUUUUUAGAACGUGGGCCUCUCUGCUAGAUGAAUAUAAAAAAACCGAGAUGGGAACUUCCUGGACAUUCCCCAGCGCUCAGUUUUGGCUUAGCUGGAGCAGGUUAUCUUUUUCUUCUCGUUUUUUUUUUUUCAAUUUUGAACUUUUAUCGCACUAGGCAGUGCUUUUUGUUCUCUUUCAACUUCUAUCAAAGCUGAAAGCUGAGCGUAUGUCGUAAAAAUGAAUGUUGAAGCAGCUUAAAUGAGUUCAAAGCAAUCAAAUUGGAAUUUAUGUUAACUCAUUAACAUUUACGCUGCGUAAAGUCAUGUUAGGCUUUCAAUAGGAAGGUAAUAUUGUUUAUAAAUGUUUGUUCUUAAAAAUUUUCUUCACCUUGAGUUCAACUUGGUAAAAAAAACACAUUUGGUCGAAAUUUUUCGUUUUAUGUUUAAAAGUUCUAGGAACUGGUGUUCCUUUCCAUUUUCAUGGGCCCGGCUUCGCCGAAGUCAUUCAUGGGAGCAAACGUUGGUUCUUGUAUCCGUUUGAGAAAAGACCGAAUUUCAAUCCUGAUAAAACGACGCUCGAAUGGUGAACUUUCCUCUAUAACUAACUCUCAUAAGUGUAUGUUUUUCGUUGAAACAAAAUUACUUUUCAGGUAUCUGAAAGAUUACCCAAAACUGCAACGCGAAGACCUUCCUCUAGAAUGCGUUUUGAAACCCGGAGAAGUGAUCUAUUUUCCCGACAAAUGGUGGCACGCCACUCUGAACAUUGAAUUAAGUGUUUUUAUAAGCACCUUUUUAAGUCCCACCAAAUAAGAUAUUCAUAAUUAUCAUAUUAUAGAUAAUAAUUAUUAAAAAUAAAGUUAUUUAACUUAUUUAGCUCGAAGAAACAUAUUUGAUUGUGCAAUUACUAUAAUUUUUUUCGUGUACUCCUCUUCUGAAAAAAAGUUUACGUGUUAUCUCUUUUAUGUGAUGAUUUCAGUUCUAUGUGAUGCUUUUUCUUAACAGUUCGAUAUUGUAUUCAAUUGAUUUUCAAUUAAAAUAUUAAAUUUGAUACUUUUUCUGUGUUUUUUUUUAACGGUAACUAGUUUCACCGGUGAGUACCUUUUUUUUCUCGACUGCCUCUGUUUUUAUCAAUUCUUGCGUAGCAAUGGCAUCUAGACGACGCAUCGGUGUUGGCGCAGUGCAAAAAAAGCAGGAAACUGCUACCAAGGUUCGAUUUCUCUUUCCGUUUUUUCUGUUUUCUCGAGUUCUCAAAUCUUUCGAAAUGGUUCUUACCUUAAAAUCGUUUUCUACAGUUCGCUGCGAAGGGCGAGAAGCUGGCCGGGGAUCAGUUGCAGCAGUUUUCUCAACAACUGGACCAAUUAGCUCAAGGGUGGGUUACGAGUUCAUUUUUCUUGUUUUCUUGCAUUUUUUGGUUUUUUCUUGCGUUUUGAGCUUCUGGAAAGUAGAAAAAGUUUGGAUCUCUGAUUUCGCUCAGACUGGAGAUGUUUGCUCACCGUCACCGGGACGAAAUCAGGAAGAACUCGCAGUUUCGCCGUCAUUUCCAGGAAAUGUGCGCGAGCGUCGGCGUCGACCCUCUAGCCUGUAUCAAAUCUUCCUUUGCAAGACUUACAUCUCUCAAUUUCAGCUAGCAAAGGAUUUUGGGCGAAAGCGCUAGGGUUUGGUGACUUUUACUAUGAACUUGGCAUUCAAAUCGUAGAGGUAUUUUUUUCGUUUUUGAGUUCGUUUCAUUCAUCUUUUGUUAAGAUUUGUCUCUCGACUACUCACAUUAAUGGAGGAAUAAUGACUGUAGAAGAAAUUCGCAAUCGGCUGAUGAGGACGAGGUCGCGAACUCGCAAAGAGACUAUUUCAUUGUCAGUGUGACGUGUCCGUUCCCAAAAAAGUCUGAGUUAAUCAGUGACGACAUUUUGCGCGCCGUUGAGAAGCUCAAGGUAUUGGGCGGCGGCUUCGAGUUGGUUCCGCUAGGUGGUGGCCGAUUCCUCGUCCAGGUUUUUCUUCUUUUUCAGUCAACCCUAUUAGGGAUGUCAUUUUAAAGUGAAGUUUGGAUGUUUCUGUAAACUGGCCCAAAAAUCUGGGAAUGUCCAGAAGAAAACGAAUUUUUAGAAACUUUCGAACUUGACAUUAAAUUUAUUUUUCUUGGUAGAGGAACAAUAGAACUGAAUGGCUCAAGUUGAAUACGCGACUGAAUAAAUGAGAGAAAAAUUUUGUUUCCUCGAAAAACUCAUUUCAAUGGUUUGCUUAAUUUUUUCGAAUUUAAUUUCUCAUAUUUUAAAUUUAUUUCUUUGGAUUAUCAAGUUUUUUUUUUUCAAUUUUAUUAGGGUGUAUCAUAUAAAGUCCCAGAGUUGAAUUAAUGUAUAUUUACCUUAUUAAAAAGAUUUCCAGUCGAUUCCGGGAGAAUUGAGCAUGGAUCAUUCUCGUGUGCUGCAACUCGCUGAAGAUACCGCCUACGUCACUUUAGAGCUCAUUAUGGACCGUUUAAGGUCUGAAUUCGUUACCCUUUUGUUUUGACCAUUCAUUUCAGAUGGGACGAGGCUCGAGCUCAAUCCGUUCUAGAUUAUCUGGUCAAAGAAGGUCUUGCCUGGAUCGAUUCUCAGGUAAGAAUAGACAUUUUGAGAAACGGUCUCACACGGGAAGUGCGAAAGGUCGAGGUAUUGGAAUUUAAUAAAACUUGGUAUAUAGGUACUUCCGAACACCCUGAAUCCAAAGCAGUUGAAAAAAAGUGCGCCUUUUUGGUUCUAGUCGAGUUAGGGCGUCUCAAAGUUUGCACGCAAAAAUUGCAUUGGAAGGGAGGAGGGAAUGUCUUGCGGCGGCUAACUCUAGCUGCCAGCGUGGUGUAGUGGCUAGAGGCCUUGCGCUGUGAAACCUGAGGCAGGUUCGGCCCCUUUUUGGUGAAAUUUUUUUUGCCAAUUUUUUUAUUUGAAAAAUGAGGAUUUUUUGAUGAUGGAGUGAAAGAACAGCUCAAAAUUUUGAGAUUCACCGUUUUAUGCCCAUCUGAGAAAGAAUUUCGACAAAAAAUUUUUUUGCUCCAUUUUCCUUGCCUAACCAUAAGGCUUAAUGGUCGACCCACUUCUUCAAAAAAAUUUCUGAUGAACCAAUAAAAUCAAAUUUUUAUGAGAUUUAUUCUUCUCUCCUUCCUUUAUGACGUUAUGUGUCGAAAGCUGUGAAUCAAUAUCCAGCUUCACUUCAUUUUCGCAGUCGAGAAGAUAUGGCGAUGCUUCAGGGGAGGAAAAAUACCAGGAAGUGGGCUAACUAACCGCCACAUUUGAAGAAAAAAAUUGUUUGAUCAAUAAGAAUAGAAGCAUAGAGCUACAAUAAGUUGUUAUUCAUGACAUAAAACUAUGAACUCUCGCAAGAAUAAUCACGACGCUCAAAUUUCCUGCACAGAGCAUGACAAAAAAAGACUAAAAAUUUUUUGUUGAAAGUCUUUCUCAAAACGACAUAAAAUAGUGAGUUUUAACAUUUUGAACGGAAUUUUUCGUUCCAUUUUCAAAAAUUCAUCAAUUUUUUCGAAAAACUUUAAGGCAAAAAAAAUUUCACCAAAAAGGGACCGAACCUGCAUCAUAGGUUUCACAGCGCAGGGCCUCUAGCCACUACAACACGCCGCCUGCUGGCAGCUAGAGUUAGCCGCCGCAACACAUUCCCUCCUCCCUUCCAAUGCAAUUUUUGCGUGCAAACUUUGAGACGCCCUAACUCGACUAGAACCAAAAAGGCGCACUUUUUUUCAACUGCUUUGGAUUCAGGGUGUUCGGUAGUACCUAUAUACCAAGUUUUAUUAAAUUCCAAUACCUCGACCUUUCGCACUUCCCGUGUGUCAGAAAAAAAGAAAAUCUUAAAAAAAAAAUAAAUUUCCUUUUUUCAGGCGUCCGACACGACGCAAUAUUGGGUUCCGUCGCUGUUCCUUCAGCAGUAUUGCCACUCUUCGAGCAGCACUUCCGUGUCGGAAAGCAUCAAAAGCGUCGCAAUUUAUUGA
Caenorhabditis auriculariae is the source of this 4503-nucleotide messenger RNA. The record is from the annotation of a GenBank genome assembly. NCBI's taxonomy places the organism in Eukaryota, Metazoa, Nematoda, Chromadorea, Rhabditida, Rhabditidae.